CUCUUAACUUUAAACCACAUACACACUGCCUUCCUCUUCUUGACUGUCAAAUGUAAGAAGCGAGGGCCAGUAGGCGCCGAUGUCUUAUACAAUGGAACAGGAUAGAGCGGCCAAGCGCCGUCGCCUCACAACUUCUGAGACGAAUGCGCGACUGCUGCCUUUAAGGGACGUGCUAAGCUCAUGUAUGCUGAACCGGGCUGAGGUUGUUGCAUUAACUCGGACUGCGGUGCAGCUAGAGCAGCUGGGACUUCCACUUAAGGCCAAAACAGCACUUCGAGGGGCUCUGAUACCGAUUGCUACCCCGGCUGGCGUGAUCUUCCGGCGGCUGCAAAGGAUGGAACGCAGUAAUAAGUUGCGCGUGGAAGGCCCUGUUGGCUCCCUUAGUAUGGGGCUCCUGGGAUCGGCUGCGCAAACCUUCCCGCUCAGCUGGGUGCUGCCCAGCCACCCCAGCAGUCAGCAGUGGCAGCAAGCGGAGGCGGAGGCGGCGGAGCAGCGAUUGAGGGGCACGGCCGUCCACUUCACAGUGAACGAGAUUCGCUUCACCGUCAUGCGGCUGCUGCAGCUGGCCAAGUGCCACGAAGCCCUGGAGUGCUACUGCCGCCAGCACCAGCACCAACAACACCAGCAACAGCAACAACAACAACAACGACAGCAGCAGCAGCAGCCUGGUUCAGCCGAGCCUAACCAGCCCUCCCUUGCACCCUCAUCCUCGCUACCGCCCACUGCCGCUGUUGUUGCCAACGCCUCACACCUUCCUCUCGCCGCUCCCGCAGCAAAUAGCCUCUGUCCGCAAGACCACCAAAACCAGCAGCACCAACAGCAGCAGGUGCUGCUACAGCAGAUGUUGCAGGACGAUUGCCUGCGAGAUGAACUGUACGGCAUUCUCACUGUGCUCCCCUGGUCGGAUGAGACCUGGGCCAGCCUAACCCCAAGAAUGGUGCCCUGGGAUACGACCGCAGCGGAGGCGCUCCUAGCGGCGGCCGGCGGGCAGGGACAGG
Astrephomene gubernaculifera is the source of this 998-nucleotide messenger RNA. The record is from the annotation of a GenBank genome assembly. Lineage: Eukaryota; Viridiplantae; Chlorophyta; Chlorophyceae; Chlamydomonadales; Astrephomenaceae.